UGAUAUCCGCCGGGUGAAGUGCUGAAGAGGAAGAACCAGGAAGGACUGAAGAAAGAGAUUCCGUUUAAAUACGAAACUGUUAAGGAAAAAUCACCACGCUAUAGGAUUUGGUAACUUUGGCCGGAGAGGGUGAUUUUUAAUUCACUGCCCGUUUCUGUGUUUGAAUCUUCAAAAACGGGAAAAACAACAAAAAUACGAGUUUUGGAUAUUUAGAUCAUGGAGCAGUCAGAAGAAUCAGCCCCUGAAUCAGGCCCAGAGGAAGUGAAUCCAGUGUUCUUCCAGCAGCUCAGAGAAUUAGACAUUCCAGAAGAAGCUGCUAAGCAGGCUCUUUUGCGUACAAGGAAUGUAUCAGCUGAGGAGGCAGCCAUGUAUUACUUUAACAGAUUGGAGAAUGAGGAGGAAAGUGAUGAAGAUCUCUGGUUCAAAAUGGUAUUUGUUGUCAACAUGGAGCUAUCAAUGGGUGUUGGAAAAGUUGCAGCACAGGUUGGACAUGCCGCUGUAGGACUGUACCAAGCCUUACAGGAGAAAAAUAGUUGGCGGGAGAUGGCAUGGAAAUGGGAUCAGGCUGGAGCUAAGAAGGUAGUGCUGCAAGGCACAAACACAGCCCAUCUCCUAGAACUUCAGGCCUUGGCAAUGAGCCUUAACCUGCCUACCUAUCUGGUGCAAGAUGCAGGACGUACUGAGGUUGAAGCGGGGUCCCACACCGUUUUGGCAGUUAUGGGUGAGGAAGAAAUGGUAAACAAUGUCACAGGAAGUCUGAAAUUGCUUUAAAGAAAGAGCUGGUCUGUGUAGAGAAUAUGCCACUUCAGGCAGAGUGGAACAAGAUCCGUAUUGAGCUGCAGCUGGAGUUCCCUGGCAUGUGGGACAAAUGAACAUACAGCCAUUUUUCUCAGUUAUUUUUGAGGAUGCUAUGAAGUUCCUGAGCAGGCUGGUUUCAGACAGAAUGUUUUAAUGAGAAUCUGCAGCGAAGAAAGUUAAGAAUUUGUGGAUAAAAGCAUACUUUAGAUUUUAAGAAGAAAUUAAACACUAGCAGAAACUAGUUCCAACCUCACCCCCCUAUCCAGAAUACUCAAUUAUGCAGUGAUUAGUAAUUAUUGUUCCUCAAAACGUCUAAGCCUUAUAUAGCAUAGCAAAAGAACAUAAAGAUAUAUAUGAUAAAGGAAUACUAUAUUAUGAUUUGUGUUUUCAUUCCUUUCCAAUUUCCCUCAUGUCAUCAAAAGUCCUAUAGUACUAGUCAAUCAGAAGGAUAUUAACAAAAAUAAAAGGGGACAUUUUACAUAAUAGAGGUAUUCCUGAAUGGUUAGUUUUAUCCAAUUGAAGGACUAUAAACCCAAUAAUUUUGCAUUUGUUAAAUGUCAAGUGUGUAUGUGUGUUAUGCAACACAUAAGAGAUAACUCUUCAUGUUUUUGUUUUGAAUAUUUCAUUUCAAACAACUUGUUUCCAUUCAUGUUUAAUGGUACAUAUUAAAUAUGACCGCAUUAGUAAUUGCUCAAAAUAGACUAGUAAACGUAUUUCCAGCAUGUAUUCUCUGUUUGCAAAAUGGUAAUGGAUAAAAUGCGUUCAUCUCAAAUUUCAAUUUGUAAAGUUGCCCUUCAUAGUAGUUUUGUUUAGCUCUGUGAAAAAGACCCCUCAUAAUGAAUAUUAGUACAAUUUAGUUAGUAUUUUACUUGAUGUUACUAUUAAAUAAUUAUGCUUUUUUUUUUGAUUUGUGAAAAUAAGUCAUUUUUAUCAACCGUAUGAAGGAGCCAGUUCAGCACAGUCCCAGGUUUUAUAAAGUUUUAAGUCAUAGCACAUAAACAAUGGACAUAUUUGCAUUUUGCAGUGUUUUUUUCCCCUUGGAAUCAAGUUUUUUUUGUGCAACUACUUUGUUUUAAGGAACAUCUAAAAAUUACUGUAUAUUCAUAUUUUUGUAAACUUGUUCAAAGAUCCUACUGUACAUGCAACAAAUACAAAGAAAAGUCUUAUGUAAUAGAUAUUAACUUAAUGUCAUAUAGCAUUAUGGGAUAUUACUGAAUGACAGAUAUUUGUACAGUAUGAAUUAAACCCAAGGAAAUAAAGAUAAGGCCGAUUAUAAUAUUAAAUAUGGCACAUUUGAUCUUUGCUUUUUGGCAGAUUUUAGAUGUUGUCUACUGGCAUUUCUCUAAAACUGAUAUACUGUCUCAUAAAUCUAUUAAUGCAGAUCCAUAGUUUAAAUUGUUCCAUGUGCCAUGAAAAAACAAUUAAAACAUAGGGGCAGAUUAAAGUGUUCUUUUGUGGAAAGUUCACUAGCUAUAAAUGAUACUGGUAUUCUUUAUAGCUAUUGCAGUGAAAGCAUGUAAUAGCAUAUUGAUGUAUUCUUGUAGAUACAGGUAUCAAUUAUAGCCAAGUGAAAUAUGAAACACAUCAAAAAAUAUUUCUGUGCCAAUAAUGUGGCACAGUGUACUGUUAUAAAGAAAUGUAUGCUUAAUAAUGUGUAAGUUGACUUUUUUUUCAUCUAAAUGGUUAGUGUUUCAGAUUAAACCUGCAAUGUCAUUCUCUGGAAAGGUCAUCAGCGUUUGAGGUAGAAUUAUUGAGGCAGCUGUAAAUACUUUUACAGGUCAUUAAAAAGUGAAUUAUGCUGGUG
Molecule: messenger RNA, 2602 nt
Organism: Polypterus senegalus (gray bichir)
Lineage: Eukaryota; Metazoa; Chordata; Cladistia; Polypteriformes; Polypteridae
Product: UBA_like_SF and PTH2 domain-containing protein
Exons: 7
Coding region: 217-771 (184 amino acids)
Cellular component (GO): cytosol; mitochondrion
Molecular function (GO): peptidyl-tRNA hydrolase activity; protein binding
Source: RefSeq, a predicted model, not a curated record